This is a messenger RNA of Penicillium antarcticum, 2658 nucleotides long. RefSeq lists its product as uncharacterized. The coding region runs from base 1 to 2658 and encodes 885 amino acids. NCBI's taxonomy places the organism in Eukaryota, Fungi, Ascomycota, Eurotiomycetes, Eurotiales, Aspergillaceae. The record is from RefSeq and is a predicted model, not a curated record. The transcript has a single exon.
AUGCGUUUCUUGCCAGUUUUGACCACCGCGCUCCUGUUCGCGGUCAACGUGACAGGACAGACCCCAUCUGCAGCUUCCGCUGCUGCUGGUACUGUUGCACCUGUUGCCAAUUCAGCCAAUUCUAAUGCCAAUGCCAAUGCAAACGCGAAUGCCAACAAUGAGGCUGAGACUGCUGCCACAGCCACUCAGCAGGCGGUAAACCAGGCCAACCAGGCCAACCAGCAGGCGGCUAACACCCCUGCUGCGGACCCUACUACUGCCGCUGCCGCCGCCAACACUGUUGCUGCUAGUCAGGAGGAUGAUACUGCUUCUGCUAAAAACGCGCCUACCGUGUCGGCGGAACAGUCUAACCCCAUUGAGUCUGCUGUCAAUGGUGUUGCGGAUGGCGUCAACACGCUCCUCGGGGGUGGUGCUUCAACUGGCUCUGGUAACUCCGCUGCAGAGACCGCCCAGGCUAGCGCUACCUCUGCUGCUGCCUCCUCCGAGGGCACCGGCAGCACCAAGUCUACCACUUCCUCUGAUUCAUCCAGCGGAGUUUCCCCUGACGCCCUUUCUGGCGCUCUCAAGAACCUGCUCGGUGGCAGUGGGCUUGGAGAUAUCGGCAAAGACAUUUCGGAACUCACCGAAGGUCUAGGAAACCUGCUUGACCCUGGCUUCCUCAGCGAGGUUACCAACACCUUCAAGUACUUGUCUACUUCACUCGCCCCUCCUGUCGACACCGAUAUCCGCAGCCUGGUUGCCAAUGCCAACAAUCUAUUGACGGCUGACUUCUCGAAGAAGGUCGGUGGCCUUAUCGACAAUGCCAACGAUCUCUUGACCACGCAGAACACCAAGGAGAUUAUGACCUUGAUCAACAACGCCAACAGCCUCCUCACGUCUGGAUUCGUCAAGAAGACCGAUACAUUGAUCGACAACGCCAACAAGCUCCUCACAGCCAAGUUCGUCGACGAGACCACCAACCUCAUCGGCAAGGCCAGCCCUCUCAUCGACAAUGCCAGCGGCCUCCUUACCGAUGAGAACGUGAAGGCGAUUGAGAACCUCCUGUCGGGUGCUAACAAGCUGCUCACUCCCGACUUCAUCUCGACGACCAGCAAGCUCAUCAAGCAGGCCGGUCCUCUCAUUAACCAGGCUAGCGGUCUUCUCACUGAGGGCAAUGUCAAGGCGAUUGAGAACCUCCUGUCCGGUGCCAACAAGCUGCUCACUCCUGACUUCAUCUCGACUACUAGCAAGCUCAUCAAGCAGGCCGGUCCUCUCAUCACUCAGGCCAGCGGUCUCCUUACCGAGGGCAACACCAAGGCCAUUGAGAACCUCCUGUCCGGUGCCAACAAGCUGCUCACUCCUGACUUCAUCUCGACGACCAGCAAGCUCAUCAAGCAGGCCGGUCCUCUCAUCACUCAGGCCAGCGGUCUCCUUACCGAGGGCAACACCAAGGCGAUCGAGAACCUCCUGUCGGGUGCUAACAAGCUGCUCACUCCCGACUUCAUCUCGACGACCAGCAAGCUCAUCAAGCAGGCCGGUCCUCUCAUUAACCAGGCUAGCGGUCUUCUUACUGAGGGCAAUGUCAAGGAUAUCGAGACUCUGAUCGGCAAUGCCAAUGGUCUCUUGACUGAGAACUUCGUGAACCAGACCUCUAGCUUGAUUGAGGAGGCCAGCGACCUCUUAACACCGGCUGUCGUCAGCGGUCUCAAGGAUCUACUGACCCAGAUUUCUCCUCUACUGCCCGAGCUCAAGGGUCUGCUCAAGGCCGACACUAUCAAGGAGAUCGAGAACCUGCUGAGCAACGCCAACGAGCUUCUCACCGACAAGUUCGUCAAGGAGACCUCCAGCCUGAUCGACAACGCCGACAGCCUCCUGACCCCCGACCUGGUCAACAGCCUGAAGUCUUUGCUCGGCGACAUCACCCCCCUGAUUCCCGAGCUGAAGUCACUCUUGACAAAGGGCAUGAUCAAGUCCAUCACCGGACUCCUGACCAACGCCGAAGAUCUCUUGACCCCCAAGUUCGUCAACGAGACCAUGAGCCUGGUCAGCGAGGCCGACAGUCUCUUGACUCCCGACCUCACCAGCAGCCUGAAGUCUCUCCUCGCCGAUGUCACCCCUCUCAUCCCCGAGAUCAAGUCUCUCCUGACCAAGAACACCAUCUCGGCCAUCGGCUCGCUCCUGACAAACGCCAACGACCUCUUGACCCCCAAGUUCGUCAACGAGACCACCGGCCUCAUCGACAGCGCCGACGACCUCCUCUCGCCAUCCCUGGUAUCCGGCCUCAAGGAACUUCUUGGCGACGUCGUCCCCUUGGUCCCAGACCUGAGGCGCUCCCUCCUCAACUCGACCAUCAUCACCGACCUAGGCUACAUCGUGACAAACGCAACCACCCUGCUCACACCCGCCUUCGUCGAGGAUACCUCGGACCUGGUCGAGCACGCCGAUGGCCUCCUCACCCCGUCGCUGAUCAGCUCUCUCAAGGAUCUGCUUGGAUACCUACCGGAUGUCAUGCCCGAGGUGAAGAAGCUGCUCAAGCCGGCUACUAUUUCCGAUAUCGGCUCGCUGUUGGAAAACGCUAGUGACCUGCUCACGCCUAAGUUCGUCAAUGAGACUACUCUCCUGAUCGAUGAUGUUACCGGCUACUUGCCGCUCGUUCAGGAGUUGCUCAAGGCGCUGUGA